Hemibagrus wyckioides is the source of this 6683-nucleotide messenger RNA. RefSeq names its product alpha-2-macroglobulin-like. Gene Ontology annotation, molecular function: endopeptidase inhibitor activity. The record is from RefSeq and is a predicted model, not a curated record. Gene Ontology annotation, cellular component: extracellular region. Bases 33 to 4331 code for a protein of 1432 amino acids. The transcript is spliced from 34 exons. Lineage: Eukaryota; Metazoa; Chordata; Actinopteri; Siluriformes; Bagridae.
UUUACAGCUUGGCAGUACGGAAAGAUUUCAUCAUGGGAAUCAGACAAGUACACACAAGGAUAUGGCUGCUGUUAGUCAGCUUCCUCUGUCUCUCUGUCUAUGGAAAAACUUCAGGACCAUAUUUCAUUGUGACAUUUCCUGCAGUAAUAGAGGCUGGCUCUAAUGCUAAAUUGUGUGCGAGUCUUCUGAAGCCUAAUGAGACUCUACAAAUCAACGUUUAUCUGAUUCACAACAACCAGAGCAGAACUCUUUUACAUGAGACAGUGGAAAAGGACUUUCACCACUGGUUUCAUUUUAAGGCUCCAGAAGUUGAGGGUGAGUCAGUGCAGGAGAUUAAAGUAGAAGUCACAGGUGAAAGUUUUAAGAUGACAGAGAAAAGGAAAGUAAUGUUUAAAUCCUAUGACACAUUGGUACUUAUUCAGACUGACAAACCCAUCUACAAUCCAGGCCAAACAGUAAAUUUCAGAAUUGUUGCUAUGGAUUCUAACUUUAUUCCCCUUGAACAAAAAUACAACACAGUGAGUCUCCAGGAUGGUAAACAUAACAGGAUUGGUCAGUGGACAAAUGUAUCCACAGCAGGAUUGAUACUACAGCUGUCUCAUGAACUAAAUGCUGAGGCUUCAAAGGGAGAUUAUCAGAUAAUUGCUGAAACUGGAAACAGGUUGAUAAAGCACAGAUUUAAGGUGGAACAUUAUGUUUUACCCAAGUUUGAGGUUACAGUAAAAGCACCAGAAGAACACAGUGUCAGUGAGGAGGAAUUGAAGCUAGAAGUUUGUGGAAAGUAUACUUAUGGACAACCAGUAGCUGGUCAAACAGUGGUGCAGGUGUGCCGCCAAUUUAGGACAGGUCAUAAUGAGGCCUCGAUGAUUUCACCAUGCCAGAGCGAAACGGUGGAGAUGAGUCAGACAGGCUGUUCAUUAAUUAUCAUCAGUGUGUCAACCUUCAUGAAUACUGAAUUUGAACAAAAUUUAAAGAAUCAGCUUGUUGCUACAGUUACACUCACAGAGGAAGGAACCGAUAUUUCAAUGCUGAAAUCUAAAAAUAUAAAGCUUUCUUUCAAAAUCGGUAAAGUGGAAAUCCUUGAUUCGCCAAAAAACUUUGAGCGGGAAAAAUUUAUAAAAGGAAAGAUUAAAGUUACUACCUACAGUGGAGCACCAGUUCCUAACAAGAAAGUGUAUCUUUUAGAAGGUGAACAGUGGUCUCAAACACUAGUACUCACUUCUAAUCUUACUACGGAUAGUAAUGGCUUUGCAAACUUCUCAGUCCCUUCACCUGAACAUCCUAAAACAGGAAUAACAUUGAUGGCAAGUGUCUACCCAGAAGCAAAAUACCCAAUACGGAAGACACCAUACUUUUCGAAUGCUGCUGUACAUAUACAGCUGUUCCAACCUGCUACACCUUACAGUGCAGUGUUCAGUGAACUGUCAAUAGAGAGCUCAGAGGAACCAUUUAAAUGUGGUGCUGAAAUUCCUAUAACCAUUAACUACCGUAUCAUUGGGGAAACAUCUGAAAGUUACAGUAUUGAUCUUUUAUACAUGGUCUUAUCUAAAGGAGCCAUAGUACAUCAUGGGCAUGAGACAGUUAAAGUGGAAGAGUCUACAGAUGUCAGAAAAGGAAAAAUCUCAUUUAAGUUAUCUGUUGUUACUGAGCUGGCUCCUGAGGUGCAGGUUGUGGCGUACUCUGUUCUGCCCAGUGAGAACAUCAUGGCUGCUAGCAAGAAAUUUUAUGUGGAAAAAUGCUUCAGAAAUACGGUUUCACUACAGUUCUCUCCCUCUAAAGCAAUUCCAGGUGAGAAGAACACUCUCGAGCUCUCAGCUCAUCCUGGUUCAUUGUGUGGCCUCAGUGCUGUAGAUCAGAGUGUAUUCAUCUUGGAGCAUGGAAACCGUAUAAAUGCUGACAAGAUUUUUAAUUUGUUACCAGUGAGAUCAGUACAUUAUCCCUAUAUAGUUGAAGAAGAAAUGGAGUGCUUGCCUGUUAGAACUCGACGGGAUGUACCGACUGACCAGGUUCACCGUAUAUUAAAGGGUGUGUGGUUGAAGAUGGCAACAAACUUGGCUGUAAGACAACCUCACUGUUUGAAAUACAAAGGCAUGCAGUAUUUUCGUAGGCGUAUACAAAUGCGAACAGGGUUAAGAAGUAAUGAAGUAAUGUAUGAUGCAUUAAUAUCAUCCUCACAAGUUGGACGCAUCAAAACAGUUCGCAAAUUCUUUCCAGAAACUUGGAUAUGGCAACUUGUUGAAGUGGGAGACUCUGGAUCAGUACCGCUUCCUGUCACUGUUCCUGACACUAUCACCACUUGGGAGACAGAGGCUCUCUGUGUGUCCUCUAAGGGUCUGGGUCUGGGUCCUCCUGUUCAGCUCACAGUGUUUCAGCCCUUCUUCCUGGAGCUCUCACUGCCCUACUCCAUUAUCCGGGGAGAGGUUUUUGAGCUGAAGGCCACUGUCUUCAAUUAUCUUUCCAAAUGCAUUAUGGUUAAAGUGACUCCAGCCCCUUCCUCAGAUUACACUCUGGAACCAUCUUCUGAUGGCGAUUAUUCAUCCUGCCUGUGUGCAAAUGGUAGAAAGACCUUCAAAUGGACUCUAAUUCCCUCUGUGCUUGGAGCCCUGAAUGUGACAGUGAGUGCAGAGGCAGAACAAUCCCAGAGUGUGUGUGAUAAUGAGAUUGUGAGUGUUCCAGAAAGAGGCCGCAUUGACACAGUUAUUCGAAGCCUCAUUGUACAGGCUGAAGGAACUGAGAAGACAACAAGCCAAAGCUGGUUAUUAUGUCCACAAGGUAACAGUGUUUCAGAAGUGUUAGAGCUGACUCUUCCUGAGGAUGUAAUAGGAGGAUCAGCACGAGCUUCAGUUUCAGUGCUUGGUGACAUACUUGGCCAUGCAUUAAAAAAUCUGAAUGGGCUGUUAAAGAUGCCAUAUGGCUGUGGAGAACAAAACAUUGCUAUCCUUGCCCCCAAUAUCUACAUUCUUCAGUAUCUAGAAAACACUGAGCAGCUCAACACAGAUAUCCGUGAGAAGGCUAGUGGUUUCCUUAAGAGUGGAUACCAGAGGCAGCUAAACUAUAAACAUUUUAGUGGUGGAUAUAGCACAUUUGGUAGCGGAGAGGAGAACACAUGGUUAACUGCGUUUGUCUUAAAGACUUUUGGCAAAGCACAACGUUACAUCUUUAUUGAUCCAGACAUCAUUAACAGAACAAAGCAAUGGCUCAUAGGUAUGCAGAGAUCAGAUGGCUGUUUUAUACAACAGGGAAAUCUGUUCAAUAAUAGAAUGAAGGGUGGUGUAAAUGAUGAAGUGACCAUUACUGCCUACAUUACUACAGCAUUCCUUGAAUUGGGCAUUACAGUCCAGGAUCCUGUUGUGAAUAAAGGGCUGUUGUGCUUGCAAUCUUCUAUUGGUAACCUGAGAAACACCUACACCACUGCACUCUUGGCCUACACUUUCAGUCUGGCUGGAGAGAAGGACAUUCGGGCGCAGCUACUAAAAGAGUUAAAUAGUAUUGCGAUUACAGGAGAUGGACGUCUUCACUGGUCUCAGUCAGCAUUAGAUGGCUCCAGCUCAUUGUCAGUGGAAAUCAGCUCCUAUGUGCUGCUAGCUGUUCUCAGUUCAAGUCAAAUCACUGCUGCUGAUUUGGGCUAUGCUAAUAGGGUAGUCAGCUGGCUGGUGAAGCAGCAAAAUCCCUAUGGAGGCUUUUUAUCCACCCAAGACACAGUCGUGGCUCUCCAAGCUCUGGCUCUGUACUCCACUAAUGUGUUCAGCUCAGAAGGCUCUAGCACAGUAACUGUAAAGUCAGCAGAUGGAGACAGUCAUAACUUUGAUGUGAACCAGAACAACAAGUUACUGUACCAAGAAAGAACAUUGCAGGAUGUUCCUGGUACAUACAGCAUUGACGUGACGGGCUCCGCCUGCGUGUCAGUGCAGGCAGCACUUUUCUACAAUGUCCCCACACCUACUUAUGCCAGUACACUGAGCAUCACAGCUACAACUGAUGGAAACUGCACAAAAUCAUUCCAAUACACUCUGGCAAUCAAUUUCACUGUCACAUUUAAUGGGGCACUUAACAGCACUAACAUGAUUAUAGUGGACAUAAAACUUUUAUCAGGGUUCACAGCAGAUCCUGGUGAACUGAAAAAUCAAAUUUUGGUUCAACGAGUUGAUUCCAAAGAUGAUCAUAUUAUCAUGUAUAUCAAAGAGCUCCAAAGGGAUAUUCCUAUCAGCUAUCAGCUACACAUUAAGCAGGUGCUUCCUGUCAAGAACCUCAAGCCAGCGUUGAUCAAAGUUUAUGAUUAUUACCAAACAAAUGACCAAUCUGAGACGGAGUACACCUCCCCCUGUGUCUAAGCUUCCAGAUCUGCAUAAAAGAUUCAGAAAAGCUUUGGAUAUCUUCUGUGUCCUGGUUCUAUCUUAUGCAUAAAGCUUUUUUUGUGAUGUUUGAUAUUUGUUAAUGUAAUUUGAUGUUACAUUACUUCUGUUUUUGACAUUCAUUCAUAAUAGUCAGUGACUUUAAUAAAUUAUUGAUAAAUGCGGUCCAAUAUUUGUAGAGUCCAAUGUUUGCACAUGGGGACAUUGUGACAUCAUUCAGCUACUGCUGAUAUUACAGUUUUAUCUUUUAAAGGGUUUGUUUGUUUUUUUUGCAUAAAAUUAAUUACAUCAAGAAAGCAUUGUCUUUCAAUAUACAACGUUUUGAUCAGCACUCUAAAACUCAAAUGACACACAUUUGUCAUGGUUUAAUCACUUUGGUUUAAUCACUAAUCAUCUAGCUCAGGGGACAUGGAACCCACUCCAAUAGAGUUUCUAACCAGGACAAAUAAAUAGAAAUAUUUAGGAGGAAAAAAAAGACUUAGUCUGUCCUAUUCCACUAGGGGGCAAAAUAUAGCAAUAAAUGCAAGGCUAUAAACUUACUGUAACUGAGGUUCAUCCCAAAAGAAUAAAUUUAGAGAUUUCACAGCAGCAGGGGUGUAUAUGUGAAUACAUAAUAUACAUGUGUGUGUGUGUGUGUGUGUGUGUGUGUGUGUAAUACCACAUACAUCUAAAAUUAGGCUAGGUACAUCACACAGAGAUAUUUUUUAUUUUUAUUCAAAGUGAAUUAUCUUAGGGAUUCUCAGUCAGAAAUCCCUUGUGCUCUCCCCAAUGUCCUGUUCGAAAAGCAAAAGGGCAUGUAUUUAGACCAUAGGAGCUAAAUGGUUCCUGGUAUACUAGGGUGUAUACAGCGCAUUACAGCUUGAGUCAUCAGUGUUUUAAUAGGGCCAGUAGUAGCUCAAGUGGUUAAGACUCUAGGCUGUUGAUUGGAAGGUUGGGGUUCAAGCCCCAGCACUGCUGAGCUUAACCCUUACUUCUCUAGGGACACUUCAUCAUGGCUGACCCCUACUGCCAAAGCUGGGGUAUGCAAACAAAAAAUUUACUGAGCUAUAAUGUAUAUGUGACAAAUGAUUUGAUUCCAGUUAAUUGAGAUUUACAUUUAAUUCAGUCUUCUUAUGUAUAAGUUUAUAGCAGUAAUAGGAUACAAACUUUUUAACUUGCGGUAUUUUCAUGAAUACCAAAUGAUCUUGUGUAAGUGCUCCCAUGAAUGAUUUCUGAAUAAAUCUGUUCAUAUCCAGCUUGAUAAAUGAGGCACACUGUCAGCACUUACACUCUGCCUUUAUUUGCAAAGUAUUAAACUGAUGUAUUUGCUAUAAAACAAUCAUGGCAGCCACAAAGUUUUUUUUAAACUAAACAACUCAUGUAUAAACCCUGCCAAUCUUGUCAUUAACUGUCCUGUCUGAUGCUACUCUUCCACCAAAAAUGGGUGUGUGGCAGUGUGAUUCAUUCCCAGAUAGGUUUUACCACUAGUGAAAAAUAUAUUAUUAACUCUUCAGUGAUAAAUAGUGCAUUGAGUGAGCUGCGCUAUGAUUCUGCAACAUCAUGAAAGACAGUUACGUCAAUGGAACAUGGGCUUAUAUUUAUUCACAGGAAUUCAACUCAAUAUGAAAUGUAAAAUGUAAGUGUGAAUAAGCACUUUAUAAAUAUUAACAUUCAUGUAUGUACAAGCUACUUCUGCAUAUUGGCAAAAUUCCUUUACUAACUAGAAAUCAAUUAAUUUUUUUUUUUUCAUUAUAAUUGGAGCAAUUUGUGUUUGUGUGUGUGUGUGUGUGUGUGUGUGUGUGUGUGGUGUGCUUUGUGAAACUUUGGCAUGAUCAAGUACCGUUACCACCACACAGGUUCCCAGUUUGAUCCUGUAGUCAGUUUCCUUGCAUGUGUUUUCUGUGUCUGUGUGGGUUUCUACCAGGUCAUGUGAUUCCUGCCUCAAAUGCAGUGUUCCCAGGAUAGGCACCAGACUCUGUUACCUUGACCAGGAUAAUGUUUUUACUGAUUGAUCCUUUGAAACAUUUAGAAGGUUUAGAAGUUUGGAAAACUUUCACCUUUUACUCAUUGCAGUGUUGUUACCAUACGGCUUACAUGUAGCAAGAACUCAAGAAAGUAAUGAAAAUGAACUUGUAUUCAUAGAUUUGUAUUUGUAUUAGAAAUUUCAUAAUGAACUUGGAUGAUGUGAAGUCCUCUUUUCUUUGGUUGUCAAAUCUGUGCCUGUUAAAAUUGAUGAACUCAAAUAUCUCACAUAAUGCAAUCACUGUCUGUGAUAGAUAUACUGUAAAUCUUCCUUUGGCUCAUACUGGUUGGCUUUUAUACUCAAUUCAUGACAAUUUCAUUUAUUCACUU